CGCCUCGCUUGGUGCGAGCGCGAGCUCAUUUCAUGUACGGUAUGAAGAUGAGGCGGACGCUCGCGCUCCUCUCCAGAGCAGGAUAAACGUGUGUUUUUGCUGUUAUUAUUUUUUUAUGUAUUUGGAAUUUUUGGAUCGCCUCUGAGAGUGAAAUUAAACACCAUGGGGUCAGUUAGUGUUGCGCUGCACUUGUGUGUGUGUUUGUUGCUGUUACACAGUGAGGGGAAAAGCGCUGCGCUCCUCCGGGACACCGAUGUGGAUCAGUGCUCUGAGGGAAGCGAUGCCUGUCACAUUGACGCCAUUUGUCAAAACACUCCGACAUCCUACAAGUGCUCGUGCAAAUCCGGCUUUAAAGGUGACGGGACGCAGUGUGAAGAUAUCGACGAAUGUGACUCAGAAUUCAAUGGCGGCUGCGUGCACGAGUGUAACAACAUCCCGGGAAAUUACCGCUGCACUUGUUAUGACGGAUUUCAACUGGCCCAUGAUGGACACAACUGCCUUGACGUGGACGAGUGUCUUUUCAACAAUGGCGGCUGUCAGCACGUGUGUGUCAACACCAUGGGGAGUUACGAGUGUCGCUGCAAGCACGGAUUCUUCCUGAGUGACAAUCAGCACACGUGCAUCCAUCGCUCAGUGGAAGGUCUGAGCUGCAUGAAUAAAGAACACGGCUGUGCGCACAUCUGCAGAGAGACGCCCAAAGGUGGAGUUUCCUGUGAAUGUCGGCCGGGGUUCGAGCUUGCUAAGAACCAGCGUGGCUGCAUCCUGACCUGUAACCAUGGCAAUGGGGGGUGUCACCAUGUCUGUGAGGACACGGAGCAUGGGCCGGUGUGCAGGUGUCACGCCAGAUACACGCUUCAGACCGACACUCGCUCAUGUGUAGAAAGAGACGACGUGACCAGCAGCUCUGACCACAACGCCACGUCCCUCACCGAGGUGGACAAACGCGUCAAGCGGCGACUCCUGAUGGAGACCUGUGCUGUAAAUAACGGCGGAUGUGACAGUAUGUGUAAGGACACGUCCACUGGUGUCCGCUGCAGCUGUCCUGUGGGUUUCACUCUCCAACUGGAUGGGAAGAGCUGCAAAGAUAUAGAUGAGUGCGAGUUCCACAACGGAGGCUGCGAUCACUUCUGUAGGAACACCAUCGGCAGCUUCGAGUGUAACUGUCGCAAAGGCUUCAAGCUGCUGACGGACGAGCGUUCCUGCCAGGAUAUUGACGAGUGCUUCUUUGAGAGGACGUGUGACCAGACUUGUGUGAACUCCCCGGGAAGCUUCGAGUGUGUGUGUAAUAAGGGAUACACACUGUACGGUCUGGCACACUGUGGAGACAUUAACGAGUGCAGCGUGAAUAACGGAGGCUGUGGUCAGGUGUGUGAGAACACACUGGGAGGAUUUCAGUGUCGCUGCAGACCCGGGUACAGACUGCACUGGAACAAGAAGGACUGCCUGGAAGCCGGCACUUCUCCGCUGCUGACGGUUCCUGUGAGAGCGACGCUGAACUGCAGUAAAGUGGGAGGAGCUGAACACUGCUUCCUCACCUGUCAGUCUCAGGUGAACAUCAGCAACGGUGUUGAAGAUUCCUACACCGUGACCUGUGGCCUGCCGCUGCCCGGCCCGUCUGGAGGAGGACCGCGGGGCGACACCGGGUCUCACUGCUCAGGUCUGGACUCUUCCUGCACUCAGAGGAUUAAAACCACGGCCACAUUCAAAUGGUCUCAGGGGAAAUGCAGUCUGAAACGCAGUCCAGAAAAACUCUCUGAGAGCUUCAGCAUGGCUCUGUCAGAUAAGAAGGCCUUGGCCACUGAGAACGUGCACUUCAGCUUCGUGAGGCUUCACUGUAACUCAUCUGGUCUCCGGCAGCGGAGUCGUCACGGCCGUAAAGCGGCGGAGGACGAGAGCUUGUCCAUCACGGCCCUGUUCGAGCUUGACGUCAACCCAGAGGAGGUAACAGAGGGUUGUGAUCUGGCCUGUGUGAAGCGGCGUUCAGAGAAGCGUCUGAAGAAGGCCAUGCGAACUCUGCGCAAGUCCAUAAACAGAGAGCAUUUCCACAUGCACUUCGGCAGCUUGGAGUACGAACUCGCCAAGAAAGCGGCGCGGCCUGCAGACGGCCCUGAACCCUGCGCCGCUGGACAAGUGCUGCGGGACAGGAAGUGUGUGAACUGUGGCAUUGGGACGUACCAUGACAGUGAGCAGGGGAGGUGUGUCCUCUGUCCCACUGGAACGUACCAAGAUGAGGAAGGACAGUUACUGUGUGAGGUGUGUCCAGGGCCGAAGGGCAGAGUGACCCUGCGGACCGCCGGGGCCCGGAGCGUGGCCGAGUGUGGAGGUCAGUGUUCUGCUGGACAUUUCUCUCACGAUGGUCUCCUCCCAUGUCGUCCGUGUCCCAGAGGCUCAUACCAGCCGGACAGCGGCCGCACUUCCUGCCUGCCGUGUGGAGGGAAUCUGGUGACCAGGCACGAGGCUGCUGUGUCCUUCCAGGCCUGUGAGACCAAAGUACAGUGUUCUCCGGGUCAUUACUACAACACCAGCACUCACCGCUGUAUCCGCUGUCCUCUCGGAACCUACCAGGUGGAGUUCAGCCAGAACUUCUGUGUGUCCUGUCCAGGAAACACCACCACGGACUUCGAUGGGUCCACCAGCCUCACUCAGUGCAAGAACCGGCGCUGUGGAGGAGAACUGGGCGAUUUCACUGGAUUCAUCGAGUCGCCCAACUACCCUGGCGAUUAUCCAGCUAACAUGGAGUGCACAUGGAUCAUCAAUCCUCCUCCCAAGCGCAGGAUCCUCAUCGUCGUCCCGGAGAUCUUCCUCCCCAUGGAGGACGAGUGCGGAGAUUACUUAGUCAUGCGCAAGAGCCCUCUACCCAACUCGGUGACCACGUACGAGACGUGUCAGACGUACGAGCGUCCCAUCGCCUUCACCUCGCGCUCCAAGAAGCUGUGGAUCCAGUUCAGGUCUAACGAGGGGAACAGCGGGAAAGGAUUCCAGGUUCCCUACGUAACCUACGACGAGGACUAUCAGGAGCUGAUCGAGGACAUCGUCAGGGACGGGAGACUGUACGCCUCGGAGAACCACCAGGAAAUCUUAAAGGACAAGAAGCUGAUGAAGUGUCUGUUUGACGUUCUCGCUCAUCCGCAAAACUUCUUCAACUACACCGCCCAGGAGUCCAGGGAAAUGUUUCCCAAAUCCUUCAUCCGGUUUCUGCGCUCCAAAGUCCUGCGAUUUUUACGUCCUUCGAAAUAAUCGGUAGGACUUUAAUGUGGCACUCCAAUUGAACCGUGACCCUGGAACACAUCAAAAAUGUCCAAAUCCCAGCCGUUCAGGACUUUGUGUGUGAACCAAGACCGGACGCAGCUCCGUGAUGCCUGAAGAGCGACUGGCCUCUAAAGACUUCCGAUGAAUAAAUGACACAGGAGAUAAACUGCUCAGAGAGACGAGGUCUAAACACGUUCCUAACAUUCGCAGCUCCGCAAUUAAACCAUUUAUGAAAUGAAAAUUCCUCUGGUGUGUAGAAAUGAAAAGAAAAUGUUGUAAUUCUUCUACAUAUGACUUACUUUUGUUCUUUAAAGCACUCCUCAGGAUGUAGUGGCAGGAAGAGCAGUUCCAUCUCUUGUAUAUUGUGUACAAAGCUACUAGAUUCAGGUAAACUCUCAUGAUAUUGUAUUUUUUUGUAUGUUUCUUUGAGAACUCGCUCAUGUCUACUUCGUUCUCCUGCUGUAAUAAACCUGCUAAAGAGCGCUGAUGUUCAUCUGUCCAGACGGUUUAGUGCAGUGGACACUCGUACUCAAGGACACGGACGCGGUGUUCGACACUGAGCGCUAAACUCUGGAAUAUUUCACAUUUCAUUUCAGCGCAGAGAAACGACAUACUCAUUAAAUGUUAUAGAGAGUAAAUUAAUGUCUAUAUUUUUAUGUUUGUACAUUUAACAUGUAAAUAAAAAGACAGAAGGUAACUCAGA
Messenger RNA from Hemibagrus wyckioides, 3952 nucleotides. RefSeq names its product signal peptide, CUB domain, EGF-like 2 (gene scube2). Gene Ontology annotation, biological process: signal transduction. Lineage: Eukaryota; Metazoa; Chordata; Actinopteri; Siluriformes; Bagridae. Gene Ontology annotation, cellular component: cell surface. The transcript is spliced from 23 exons. The record is from RefSeq and is a predicted model, not a curated record. Bases 163 to 3237 code for a protein of 1024 amino acids. Gene Ontology annotation, molecular function: calcium ion binding.